Molecule: messenger RNA, 12987 nt
Organism: Plasmodium malariae
Lineage: Eukaryota; Apicomplexa; Aconoidasida; Haemosporida; Plasmodiidae
Product: WD repeat-containing protein, putative
Exons: 2
Coding region: 1-12987 (4328 amino acids)
Molecular function (GO): protein binding
Source: RefSeq, a predicted model, not a curated record
AUGACAGGAAUACAAAGAAGAGCCAACCCUUGGAAAAAUGUCAAGACGUUGAAAAGGUGCAACGUACAUUUGCGGUCCUCAUUCGACCUAAGUAAAAGUGUUGAACACAAAUUUGUUUCAUUUGCACUGAACUUACUAUGCGUAAGUAAGAAAUAUGAAUUGAUAUUUAUAUCUUACGGUCAAUAUAUAUAUAUAUUUGAGUUAAAAGAUUUUACGGAUAAUAAUAUUUAUAUAAAUGAAAAAUAUGACACAGAAAAAUGUUAUGUUUUUAGAAAUUUUAAUAAAAAGGAAAUAGGAAAAAGUAACUGCGGUUUUACAAAUAUGAAUAAAAUAAGAUACGUUUACGAAGAAAUUAAAAAAGACUUACAAUUAAAAAAGUUGAAUGUUCCAAUUCCUUGUUUAAUUCUUUCACCCCAUAUGUACUCUAAAGGAUAUGUUAAUAUAAAAUGUGAAGAAAAAGAAAAUUUCGAUAAAAGUAUAUUAAUAUCUGCUGGAUGGUCAGAAGAUACGAAUAUAUAUUAUGUUGAAAAAUUUGUUGAAUGUAUAAAUAUUAAAAAAAAGCUAAAGCAUAUAUUAGAAAAAAAGCUUUAUGAUUGUAAAAGAUAUGAAGAAAUUAUGACUCGUGAGCUGUAUUAUCCAUAUUUUCCUUAUAACCCUAAUUUUCAUAGUUUUCUUAAUGACCCAUACUGUUUUUUAAAAAAGUUGAAAAUAGAUGAAAACAAUUUUAUUUUAAAUUUAAUAUAUAAUAAUGAAUAUACGGAAAACUACUCGAAUGAAUUCCUUGAUAUGUUUGAGUUAUCGAAAAGUGUUACUAAUUUUGACUACAUGAAAAAUAAGGUCAAAGAAAAGAGAAGAAUUCUCUUGCACAAAUUAGAAAUGGAAAAAACAAAAAAAUCAAAAAAAAUAAAAAAUAAAAUAUUAAUAGCUAGUAAUCGAAAUGUACAUGCAAAUUCAAGGAAUGACGUGAAAUAUCCCUUUGUACAAAUGAAAAACAAAAAUGUAUCUAAAAAAAUUGUCAAUAAAAAAUGGAGGCGUGAAAAAGGAGUAUUAACGAAUGAUGUUCAUAAAAAAGGUCUAUACAGAAUUAAAUGCAAAUGUAUGUUGAAAUGUCCAAAGGAUAGAAGCUAUAAUGUAUUUAAUAGCAAAAUAGAUAAAAAUAUACGCAAUAAGACCAAAAGAGGUAAAUUUAAGAUUGCAGAUAUGUAUAGCAGUUUUGAAAGCACACAAGAGGAAGAGGAAGAAGGAAAUGAAGGAGCAGGAGAGGAAAAAGGACAACGCCAAAAAGAGAACAGUCAUUUGAGAGAAAGAACAAAUAGGAAAAAUUUUAAAAAACAUUAUUAUAACUACUUCUUAGAUGAUGAUACAAGAGGGGAAAUUGAAGAAAUUAAUUUUUAUAAAAAAAUGUUUAAUAAUGUUUACAUAGGGUAUAAUUUAAGAAAUAACGUAGAGUUAAAUGAACAGAAUGAUUAUAUAAAUUCUUUUAGACAGGAUAAUCAAUUUGUUAACAGUUAUAUUAAGUCAUCAAGUGAUGAUGAAAAUGAUAGUCUUACAAAUUGUAAGUCGAAAUUACGUAAACAUAAAAAUGAAAGAAAGGGGAUAAAACUUGGUGAGCAUAAAGAGGCACAUACAUUUUUGGUAAUGAAAAAAAGGAGGAAAUGUAAGAAGCACAAGCAAGAGGAAAAAGAAGAAGAGCAGCAGGCGGAGGGGGAGCAGACAGAGAAGAAGAAGGAGAAAAAGAAGGUGCAGCGGAACAAACCCAGGAAGAGAGAAAAACGAAAUACAAAAGUAAAUAGAACCAUGCGUGACGAUAGCAGUAGCCCCCUUACAUAUAACAUUACUUCCGGUAGGAAUAAAAAUUUUAAUAUCCCCUCAGAGAAGUACAAAAUAAAUAUAAAAAAAUAUAAAGGUGAUGAUAGGAAUAUUAAAUUAGAAUAUUUAAAUGAAAAUAUUAAGAAAUAUAUGUUAUAUAUAGAUCGAUUAAAUACUUUAAAAGAAGAAAGAAAAAAAUUUGUUAAUUUUUGCAAGUUAUAUAUAAAACAUAAGUAUUAUGAAGAAUACAGUAAAAAGCUGGAAGCUUUUUUAGAUCCGUCCACUAAAAUAAAAUAUAACCGUAUAUGGAAACAAUUUAAUAUAUUUACUUUCAAUUUAUUUAAUGUUGAUCAUAACGAUAAAAUAUUAAAAUAUAAUCAUAUAUACCUACAAUCAGACAUUGUAUUUAACAACAAAAUGUAUGCUAAAUCAGAUACUUCUACGUGGGCCAUUUCUUUUAAUUUUACAAGAAAUUUACUAGCUAUUGGAUCGAAUACACAUAACAUAAAUAUAUAUAAUUUGAACAAUUUUUAUUAUUUUAGGAAAAGGUAUGACUAUGAUGAAGCAUAUAAUUUUUUUAAAAAUAUGUUUGUGUAUAAUAAAUUUAAAGUAAGUAAUUUGUUUCCGCGUGAUGAUAAAGAUCGAUUUUAUUUUAAUAGUAGUGAUGAUGAAAAAGAAAGCUUUUUGAUUAAAAAAAGAGAAAAGAGAAAAAAAAAAAAUAAUAAAAUAGAAACAAAAAACAAAAAAUACAAACAUAACAAUGAAAACAAAGAACAUUUUUUGCGCCAGUUCAACAAUGAUAUGAAAUAUUCUGAACAGGUCAUAUAUUUAAAUCUUUAUGAAGGAAAAAAAUUUGAAAAUAAUUCAAAUGAUGUAGAAAAUAUUCGUGACUCAAAUACGCAAAAUCAGUUAUCGUAUAAUAUUUUACAAAAUGAUAAGAAGUAUAAGAAGAAAAAAAGAAAAAAAGGAGGAUUAAGUAGAUCGAGUGAAAAUUUAUGGGACAGUGAUAUUAAUGCAUGCGUGUGUAAUUAUUUAUCGGAUCUUAUGGAUGAGCGAGGGGGGGGAAAAAAGAAAAGAAAAGAUACAAAUAGGAAAAAUAAUAUUAAUAAUAAUAAUAAUAAUAAUAAUAAUGGAAAUAAUUACGACCUUUUGGACAAUAACUUUCCCUUCGAAAGAAAAGAAGAAAAGGGUUUCAAUUAUCAUUUACAGAAUGAUGAUAUAUACGAAAAUUACGAAAGAAAAGAAAGUGCAGAAGUAAAAGGAGACCAGCGUGCAGUAUCACCUUUCUCAUUUGAUUGUUAUGAUUUUCCUUGUGCUAAUGAAGUUAAAGCAGUGAAAGCGGUUAACGCGGUAACAAAUGACAAGGACCUGAAUUGCUCAUUACAUGAAGACUAUAUACAUAUUUGCAGAAAGUUAAAGAUUAAAUAUUUUAAUGACGAGCUGGAAUUAGAAAAUGACCAAAAAUACGGAAAAAACAAUACUGGAAAGAAUACCGGCACAUUGCAUGACAGCAGAGUUGGUGAUAAUUCGGAAAAGAAAAGUUCAUAUUUUACAAUGUCAAAUAUGUCUUACAAAAAAUAUGACGAAUCGCACGUAAAUAAAAUGAUAAGGAACAUUCUUAAAAAGAAGAGCAAAAUUCCGAUCGAUUUAACCCUCUUUUUUACUAGUAGAAAAGAAAAUUUGAAAAAUAUUCUACUAACCAUAUCUUAUAAUUUUCCAAGUGACUCAAUUCAUAUAUUCUUAAAAGAAGCAUGUAUGGCAAAAAAUAUUUAUACGAAGAAAUUGAAUGCGCCUGAUAAUAUUUCAUUGAUUAUAAAUAAAAUGAAAAGGGUAUAUUUAAAAAGAUAUGGUUCAAAUGAAUAUUUUAAUAUAAAGUUGUUCAGUCGUGAUGCACUAGUAGUUAAUAAUAAGAAUUUUUUAAAAAAUUGGUAUUUGAAAUAUUUAUGUAAAAAUUUUUUUUAUUUAAAUGAUAAUGAAGGUUCAUUGCAAAGUAGAACUGGAAGAGAAGAAAAAAUGAUAAAACGGGGAAAUUUGUCGAUGGAGGAAAUGAAGUAUAUGCUAAUCUCAAAUGAAGACGGAAUAAAUAAAGAGGAUAAAGCUAGUAAAUACCUUAAAAAAAAAAAAGGAAGAGAUGUUUAUAAGAAAAACGAAAUGGUGUAUAAUGAAAAGAUUAAAUUAAUUAAUUCGAAUUUAUACCUGCAUAACAAGAGUAGUGGUGAAGAAUCAUUUAAUAAUGAGGAUAAAAGUAGAAUAUAUUGCUCAAAAAAAAGGUAUAAUUUGUUGGAAAUAGAAAAAAGAUAUUAUAUAUUACUUCCGUCCUAUAAAGUGCACCAUAAUAUAUAUAAUAAUGUGCCUCUGUACAAUAAUUUCUCAGAGUGCAAAAAAAAAAUAAUAUGUCUUACGUACAUGUACAGUUACAAAAGAGCUAAUAUGAUACUAAAAAGUAUAAGUAAAAAAUUUCGAAAGUUUAUUAAAGACAGACAUAAUUUUACUUUUUUCAAUACACCCCAACUGUUCUCAAAUGAACAAUCUAUUUAUAUAAUUCUAGACAAAAAGAGAAGUAAAGAAAACAAAAAGUAUCAUUAUGAGAACACUUCUUCCAAAUAUAUUAAUGAAUUAAAAAAUGUAAUAAAAUAUAUACAAAGCCACACAACACCAGGCUUAUUAUAUUUAAAAAAUCAGAAUGGUUAUAAUAAAAGAGAACAAACAGAGGAAGAAAAAAAAAAAAAAAAAAUACUAAUCAUAUGUGAAUUGCGAGAUCAUAAUAAUAACAUGUUAGAUACCAUACAUUUAACAAAUGCAACAGCAGAGGAAUGCUCAGAUACCUUAUCUGAUAGCCCAUCAGGCCAAUUAGGAGAAGAGAACUGUGUUUAUUAUUCUUUUCUAUAUGAUAAGGCUGAAAUAAAUAACGAGAAAAGGAAAAAAAGAAAGAAAGGUUUAAUGAGUAAUAAUAUGAACAGUUCAGAUAAACAAAAACGAAAAAAGAAAAAGAAAAGAAAAAAAACUUUAGAAAGUAUCAUUGCAAAUAAAACGCAUAUGAGUGGAAUAAUAAAACAUACUAUUGAGAUGGAGGUAAAUAAAUUAAAUGAAAACUAUUCAAACUUCAUUAGUCAAGAAAGGAAAAGGAAACAAAAAAUAAAGAGUAUAAUAUUGAAUUAUAAUUCUUCAUUAAAUUCGAAGGAAGAAUCAGAUAAUAGUGAUUCAUCUGAACGAUCUGAAGAAAAAGAACAACUUAAUAACAGCGUGGAUUACAGAGCCUUUCAUUCGUCUUCCAUAAAUAAUACAAGUAUCCAAAAUACAAGUCAUUUAAAUAGAAUUAUUAACGAAAAUUUAUUGCAUACGCGUAACCGAGUUAUAAGAAAUGGGUAUAAUUCUGAUGUUUCAAAUAGUGGUCGUCUUCUUGUUCGAGCAUUAAAUAAUUUUAGAAUGUUGAGAAAUAAUUUCUUAAAUAAUAUACGAAAUAAUGUUAGACCUAAUCGCGCUCGUGAUAAUGUUACGGAUGAUAUUAUAAAUGAGAGCACCCAUCGGUUUAUAAGUACGAUGGUGGACGCUACCCAAAAUCUUUUAAACAUUAACAGCUCUCUGAGCACUUACAAUAUAAGGGCUCCAAAUAGUGUUAAUGAUCGUGAUAAUGUUUCCAGUGCUGCGGAAGUUUCUAACAUUCCUGAUACGUCAAACGCGCUAGAUGCUUCUAACAUUCCUGAUGCGUCAAAUGCCUAUAAUGCCUCUAACAUGACUAGUGUUAGUUUAACGAAUCUUCCGAAUAUUAGAUUAAGCAAUAUUCUUAGUUCUCGUUUAAGUAAUCUUCCAAGUGUUAAUUUAGAUAAUAUACUCAAUGCCGCUUCGAGAAAUGAUCGUAAUGGUUCUGGAAGAAAUGAUACUAAUAUAGAGAUGGAUGUCUAUUUAGAUUACAUGAAUCCUUCUCAUAGCAAUUAUUAUGCAAAUUUAAGAACUCCCAUUUCAAGAAGUUCAAAUUUGAGAUCUCCUAACUCGGAAAUAUUAAAUUUGAGAGGGUUCAAUAUGGGUAGUUUAAAUGCGAGAUCACUCAACUCAAAUCGUUUUAGUUUAAGAACUCCUAAUAAUGUAAAUUCAAAUUUUAGAAAUUCAAAUGUUCAUAACAUAAAUUUGAGGAACUCAAAUGUUCGAAGUAUAAAUUUGAGAAAUUCAAAUGUUCGAAGUAUAAAUUUAAGAACUCCAUCUAUUCAUAAUAAUUUAUAUUCUAAUAGAAUAUUAAAUAACAUUUUAAGACUUAGCUUAAAUGGAAGAGAAUCAAAUGCAGAUAUAUUGGGGAUUGCGAUAAAUGCGAAUAAUCUUGAUAAUAUAAACACGAGCACAAAUGUAGUUGCAAAUGUUGUAAAUAAUAACAGCAAUAGUAGUAAUAAUAAUGGGGGUAAUAAUAAUGAAAUUAACAAUAAUGAAAUUAGUAAUAAUGAUAUUAGUAAUAAUGAUAUUAGUAAUAAUGAUAUUAGUAAUAAUGAUAUCAGUAAUAAUGAUAUUAGUAAUAAUGAUAUUAGUAAUAAUGAUAUUAGUAAUAAUGAUAUUAGUAAUAAUGAUAUUAGUAAUAAUGAUAUCAGUAAUAAUGAUAUCAGUAAUAAUGAUAUUAGUAAUAAUGAUAUUAGUAAUAAUGAUAUUAGUAAUAAUGAUAUUAGUAAUAAUGAUAUCAGUAAUAAUGAUAUCAGUAAUAAUGAUAUUAGUAAUAAUGAUAUUAGUAAUAAUGAUAUUAGUAAUAAUGAUAUUAGUUAUAAUGACAGUAGCAAUAACGAUAGUAGCCAUAACAGCAACAGUAGCAGUAACGUGCAAAAUGCAUUCGAAUUUCGCAGCGAUAACGAUUUUAUGUUUUUGAACAUUAUAUAUAACAAUACAUUAAAUACAGGAGUUACAAAUAGGAAUACGUCCUCUACAUCUGUAGACACACACAAUAUGCCAGCUGAUGGAAAUGUUAUGAAUAGUAGAGAAUUGUAUGUAGCUGGUUUGCUUCAAGAAUUUAAUAUAAACAGAAAUUUGAAUAACAAUCUGUUUAAUGGAACAUUUAGAAACGGACCUGUAUUGUAUAUAGACAACAUAAAAAAUGAGAACAAAUUAGAGAGUUUAAAAUGCAAAGAAAGGGAAGAAGUCAAAAGGAGAAAUCAGAAUAAACUUUUUUAUGAAAUUCCAUUUAGUUUGAAACUUGCUUGUGAAAACAAGAAAUAUGAUGCAACAGUAAGGUAUAUAUACACCUUGUCAAAGAGCGCAGAUGAUAUAUUAUUAAGUUGUAUCAAUAAUUCAGAAGUGCUUUACGAUUUUGUUAUCAUAUGCGAGGGUUUAUAUACGGAAAAUGAAGAAUACCUCGUUGAUAAGGCACAAGAGGAAGAAUUUGAAAAAAAUGGGAUAAUGUAUGAAAAGUGUAGAGAAGAGGAGGAAGUAGAGGAAGCGGAAGAAGUGGAAUAUGCACAGGAAACGCGGAAAAUUGCACAACACGAGGAAAAUAAAAUAAAAAAUGAAAAUUCAUUUAUGGGAGGAAGUGAGUUUAAAGGGCCUCUUUCUCGUAGUUCGGAAUCCAUAAGAUCUGCUAUCACUCCGUUUGAAAAACCAUCUUUUCCGAAUUAUGAAAAUAACUACAUAAGUAAUAGUGAUCUCAGCAAUGUGUAUGAAGGGACUGAAUUGAGUUAUAAUAGUGCGAGUUACAAAUACAUGCAAAAUUGUUAUCUGAUAAAGAAAAAAGUAGACACAAUUAAUCCGUUUUUAGAUAAUGGUGAGAACACAAUAAAUUUAAAAAAUACUUUCUCAAACUUAAGUGUAGACGUGUUAGAAUUGUCUGAUGAAUCUUACUAUUCCUGUUCAAGUAAUACAAACUCUGAUUUUAAUGAAAUAAUAAAAUCUGCUGAUGAAUGUUCUGAAUGUGAAUAUUCAAAUCUUUGCUUAGAAGAAAGUAAUAUAAUAAAUUUUACUUCAGCGUAUCAAUUUUUGAAAAAGGAACAUUCAAUUUUAUAUGCCAACAAUUGUAAUGUUUGCAUAGAAAAGAAUAAAGAGGGACCGAUAACAAAAUAUUGUUUGAAAAGAGAAUUUUUGAAGGAAAGGAAAAAAAAAUUUAAUGGUAACACGAAUAUUGUAACAUUACGUAUAAAUGAUUUUCAGCCUGAUCCCAUUUAUCAUAGUGCGAAUGAAUAUUCUAAUGAUAAGGAGGAGGGCAUAUUUUUAUCUCCAAAUGGAACAAAUAAAGGAUUAAAUAGAAGAGGGAGAAAGAACAACAACGAAAAUGACAAUACUGUUAUAAAGUCGAAGUGGUUACAAAAAGUGCUAUUACAGGAAAAUUGGUACGAAUAUAACGAGGGGGAAGAUGAGGUAAUGGGGAAGGAAAGAGAGAAGUUAAAGGAGAACGUGAAAGAGAGCGUAAAGGAGAAGGUGAAGACACAGCAGAAAGAAGAAGACAAAGGACAACUGGAGAUAAAUGACUACAAUUCCAAACAUGCUGAUCGGCCUAUGAAACGCGUGAAUUCGUUAGAAGUAGAUGAAAAAGGUAUGUUGAAUAAUGAUAAUAAUACAUCUAACCAACUCCCUCGCGAUAAUGACUUAACAAGGAACAAUUAUACCGCUUUAAAAGAAGAUACAGAGUUCGAAAAAACUUCAAAUUUUAGUGAAAGGAAAAUAAAAAAAUAUUACAACCAAAAUAUUAGCUCAUUUAUACAUUAUAAGGCAAAAGAAGUAAGAAAUUAUUUUUACGAUGAGAAAUAUGUUAAGUACUUUCCAUAUGAUGAUAGUAAUAAUAUUAAUAAUAUGAAUAAACGUAAUCUUUUGAAAAAAAGUUUUCUGAAUAAAUUAAGAAGUAGUCCAGCGUAUUCAUUAAAACAGUUAUUAAAUGAAAUUUUCUGGACAUUUUCUAAUGUUACUUUUUAUACAGCCGAUUGGUAUGAUAUACUGUACAAACUAUUUUUUGAAUCAUCUUCACGAUUUUACGAAAUAGUUAUAAAACAUCAUGAACAUAAUAUACCUUGUGUCAAAUUUUCUCCAGAUGAUAAUUUUCUGUUAUCAUGUUCAGUUGAUAAAAGUCUAGUCCUAUGGAAUCCAUUCAAUGUCAAAAAUUAUGAUCUAGACAGAAGCUUCAACAUAUACGAUUACAUCUUCCCCCCAAAUGUGAGAAGGAAAGAUAAUCCCCGGUGCAUCUCCAGAGGAAGCAGCAACGUUAGGAGUAGGAAUAACAUUAGAAAUGAGAAUAAUUACUUCUCAACGAGCAGCUGCCACCUGAGGGGUUGCUUACCGAGGGGAAGAAUCAAAACGUACUGCUUGAGAAGGAAAACCAUUUUUGAAAAACCUUUCCAUGAGACGAAAAUGUACAAAGAAAAUAUUGAAAAGGAGCUAAUGAAAAAGGAAAAAAAGAACAAUAUUGUAUGUAAACAGAAAUUAAAAUCAAUGGGUUGGAGUGGUGAUUUUAUUGUAAAAAAAUAUAUUAGCGAUUUUGAUAUAUUGGUUGAACUUUUUGAGAAUCAGACAUUUUAUUUGGGUGCAAAAUUUAAUUAUUCAAGUUACUUUUCAUUUAGUAAUAUCGAUUUUAACAAUUUUUUACCCCUUUUUGAAAAGUAUUCGUUGUUUCAAUUAUUUAGGUGUACCUUUCUUAAUAGUAUUAAUAAAAAUAAGGCAGUUAAUUUGAAUAAUCUUACAUCAUACUUGUAUAAAAUGAACUUGAAAAAAGCAGAAUGUGUAGAAGAGAGUACUAUAAAAAGCGUAUUAGAUAUAUUAACAGGGAAUAAUUGCUCCGAUACAUGCUAUUCGAAAGAAAAGAUAAAAAGAAUAUACUCAGCUAUGAAAUAUGUUUCCAGAAAUUUGCUAAAACCUUAUCUUUUAAUUUAUCCUUUGCAUGAUGGUAAUUGUUAUGAAAUGGAAAAGAUAAAAUUGAAGGAAGAAAAUUUUACUACAUAUUCUUGUAUCUUAACUGACUAUGAAUUUGAUUUUUCCAGUAACGAUGAACAGGCUUUGAAAAAUUUUAAUGAUGAAGAAAAAUCGUACAAAAAAAAUUCAUUAUCUCAUAUGAUAAGUUACAAAACAGGGCAAGUAGAAAAACCGCGUUUUACUUUUUCUUCUUACAAAAAUUUUGAAAACAGUAAUAUAUCAUAUAAUCAAGCAUACCCCAUGCAUAAUGAAGCAAAAAGAAAGACAAAUCGAUUGUACAACAAAUUAGACUCGGAUGAAUCAGAUGAUGAUUAUAUAAAAAGAAAUAAAUAUGAAAAUUCACUAUUUUAUAAAUAUGCCCGAAAGAUAAGAAAUGACUUUAGUUCAAAUUUUUCAUCAAGAAUAGGAAAAAAUUAUGAUGAGGUGAGAAAAUGGAUUCCAAUUUUUCAAAAACUUAUAAAUCAGUAUGCAGAUAUGAAAUAUUGCAAAGAUAUAUAUAAUCAUAUAAAGAGGAAGAUAUUAAUUAACCAUAUAAAUAAAUAUGAGGCCACGAAGCCAGAUCUUUAUUUCAAUUUUCACAUAACUAGGAAUUAUCAAGAGUCCAAAAUAUUAAAUGAAAUUUUAUUAAAUUAUUCCGUUUAUUUUAGUGGGAAAGACAGAACAAUCAGUGGUGUGGCUGCUUGUGAUCGGAGUAAUGGUGGUAUUAGCAAUUGUAUUAUGGUUCAUGGUAACAUGCAUAGGGUUAGUAAACAUUUCAAAUCCUACUUAAAGCUGAUAAAAAAGAAAAGAUUGUUAAGCAAUUUGAGAAGCAGUUGUUGGAAAGGGAAAAAAUCGAUGUUUCCUACAACUAAUCAGAAGGAAGAAAACAAAUAUAAUAAGCGUAUGAACAGUGCAUAUGAUUACAAUAGCAAGAAUAAGAGCUUCUCAAAUAGUAAAGGGUACACUAUUAUUAUGAAAAGUAGCGUAGCAAAUUUUCACAAUGUUAUAAAUAAUAUUAUCAGUUUGUCUCACAUGAACAGAAUUAUUAAUCAUUACAAGUAUUUUAAGGAGAACAACAUGUUCAAUAAUGGCACCAGGGUGACUGGAAAUUACAAAGGUAGUAGCAGCAAUCAUAUAAGUAGUAGCAGAAAUCAUAUAAGUAGUAGCAGAAAUCAUAUAAGUAGUAGCAGCAAUCAUAUAAGUAGUAGCAGAAAUCAUAUAAGUAGUAGCAGCAAUCAUAUAAGUAGUAGCAGAAAUCAUAUAAGUAGUAGCAGCAAUCAUAUAAGUAGUAGCAGAAAUCAUAUAAGUAGUAGCAGAAAUCAUAUAAGUAGUAGCAGAAAUCAUAUAGAUAGUAACCGUAAUUAUAGCUGCAAUAUGAGCACGAACAAAAAAAAUGUGGGCGUUAAAGAUAAAAGAACGAAGUACACGAAAAAUGACAUUCUUGAAAAUUUUUUUAACGAUUUUGAAGAGGAGGAAAAGACAGAAUUUUAUUCAUCGGACUCCUUCAACUCGGAUGUAAAUGAAGCUCAGCAGAAAAAGUGGAAAAGGAAAGGAAAAAAGAAAGGAAGAAAGACAAAAGAGAUGAAAAAAUUGAAACAGUUAAAACGUAAGAAAUAUAGCAAAUAUGAUCACGAUAAAAAGCCCUCAUUAAAGAAGAGAGACUUAAAAGAAAUUUUGCUUCGGGAAAAUAAAUAUUAUAAUAUAUGCUUUUUGAAUUCUGAAAAAGAAAAUUAUAAAAUUAACUAUUUUCAAAAUAUAAAUAUUUUGCAAAAUAUGUACAAAUUUUGUGGAAAAGGAUUAAUCAUAGUUAACGUAAAAUAUGUAAUGAAGAACAAAUUGAAAAAUGGAGGAGGCACAUGUGCGAAGAAUGGGGAUUACAAGAAUGAUCAGUCCACAGGGGAAAAGAAAGUGCACCAUAAUGGUAAUAUGUGUAGUCAGUUGAGUAGUCAACGGAAUGGACAUCAGAAUGGACAGCGGCAUAGUAUUGUAUUCCAAACCGAUAUACACAUUUGCAAGGAUAAGAAGAGAAUAAGUCGCACCAAUAGCAACGGCAAAAAAGGCUUAAACUUUAAAAACCCAAGAACAAUUAUUUUUAUCGUACGAGUAAAUGUAGAAGAAUUAAGGAAUUAUUUAGUUAGAAAAUUAAUUUUUGAAGAAAAAUAUAUUAAUAACAACUUUUAUAUUAAUAGAAAGGUUGCAAAAAUAUUUUAUUUAGUUACGUUAAAAAAUUGUGAAUUACUACAUAAGGAUGACAGUAGUAGUACCUAUGAAACGAAAAUUGAUGAACAGAAAAAAAAAUUAUUAAAUUCUUAUAUGUCAAAGGAAGAAUAUUCUUUCUAUAUGCAUUUAACGCACAAUUUAUUUAAAAAAAAAAAUAAUCAAAAGUUUGUACUAACCCGAAAGGAAAUAUAUGAAGAUAUAAUUAAAAUAAGAAAUUAUAUUCUUAACCCAAAAAGGAUAGAAAUAACACCUAGUAUACUGGAAGAAUUUACUUUACCUAAUUACAAUGGUGAACAUUUGAACAUCUCGAAUAUUACAUAUGAGAGUUCAACAUUUAAAUUAUUUUUCUUAUUACUACCCAAAUAUGAACAAAAUGUACUAAUGGUAAAUAUAUCUACUUUAAGAUAUCUGUAUUCGCAUAUGUGUAAUGGGGAAGAAAGGAAAGGCAAAAAAAGAAAAGGGAAAAAGUUAUGUUGUUGCGUAAAUAAAAAUAAAGAUGUUUUUUACCCAGUAGUUAAUAAAGCAGAAAAGAAACAACUGAAUGAAUACUUAAUAUUAUCAGCAGAUAAACGUAAAUUGUAUUUACUGAAAGUUAAGUUUACAAAAAUAACGAAAAACUUCUUUACAACUAAAUUUAUUCCCAUAUCUAUUCAAUCUUUGCCCAAAGAACAUAAAUUGCCAUCAGCUUUUAAAUCAUCACGAGUUAGUUUCUUAAAAAUUAUUUAUGAAAAAUCUUGUGUACUGCUGGCAAAUCAGUAUAGUAAUACCAUAUUCAUUUAUGUUGUAAACAAGUGUGUUUACACAAAUUCGUACUUUCUCAUACCUUACUUCUCUCUACCCUUGUUCACCGAACGCAUAGGAAAAGAACUCAUACCGGGCUUCAACAAAGACAUUUCAUGCAGUAUAAAAAAACAUGUAGUAAAUAAUGUAAAUUAUAACCUCAAAAGGUUGCCUGUUGGUAAGCCUAAAGAUACUGAUGAUGAAAGCAAUUUUUUCAUUGCCGGGUUGGAUAUAAUAUACGUACGAGGAAAAAAUAAUAAUUUUGAAAUAACUGUUUUUGCAGUUCUACUCAGCAACAUUACAUUUUGUUAUAAAUUGAAUUUUCAUUAUUAUUAA